Molecule: messenger RNA, 1037 nt
Organism: Prunus avium (sweet cherry)
Lineage: Eukaryota; Viridiplantae; Streptophyta; Magnoliopsida; Rosales; Rosaceae
Source: RefSeq, a predicted model, not a curated record
AACAAGUUGGCUGGAAUGAUCCUUGUUUCUAUUAUCUUCUUGGACCAAUUGUUGGAUAUUAUGCUAAUUUCUUGGUUUCAUCAGAUUUUGCAACAAAUAAGAAGUGACGUAGCCUUAUUGACAUUGCAAGAUGGUGGCCCACCUAUUCAAAAUCCUUCUACUGCUGCUGAAGAUGCACGAUUAGCAUCUCUCAUUUCCCUUGAUGGCAUAGUGAAACAAGUCAAGGAUAUAGUGACACAAUCCUCUAUGAGCACCUUGAGCAAGAGUAAGAAGAAGCAAAUGCUUGCAUCUCUAGAUGAACUUGCUGAACGGAUGCCUUCCCUUCUUGACAUUGAUCAUCCAUGUGCGCAAAGGCAAAUUGCUGAUGCUCGUCAUGUGAUCCAGUCUAUUCCCGAAGAAGAUGAUCACCUUCAGGAGCAAUCUCAUGCUCUCAAACCAUCUACAGAUUUAGGGUUUGGUACUGAAACUGACGUGGCACAGUGGAACGUCCUGCAGUUCAAUACAGGCGCUACAACGCCAUUUAUCAUCAAGUGCGGAGCAAACUCUAAUUCAGAACUAGUCAUUAAAGCAGAUGCCAAGAUUCAAGAACCUAAAGGGGGUGAGGUUGUGAGGGUUGUCCCAAGACCAUCUGUUCUGGAAAGCAUGAGCUUGGAGGAGAUGAAACAUGUAUUCUCCCAACUCCCUGAAGCUCUAAGCUUGCUUGCCUUGGCAAGGACUGCAGAUGGAACGCGAGCUCGUUAUUCUAGGCUGUACAGGACUUUAGCCAUGAAAGUGCCGUCGUUGAGGGAUUUAGUUGGCGAACUUGAAAAGGGGGGUGUCCUAAAAGAUGUGAGGUCAUAAAGUGCAGAAAUCUGUCAGGCUUCAUGAUUUGCCUUGCCUUUAUGAUGUAUUAUAAGAUUAUUUCAUUUUGGGUUGUCCAAUAUUUGUUGAGCUGUGAAUCUGUGAUACUCCACGCAUCAUCUACACGUACUCAUGCAUGCACAGUGAUACCCAUCACUGGCAUAUAGCAAUCUCUCUCUAUUUUUUCAUCCUCUUUA